This is a messenger RNA of Fraxinus pennsylvanica, 6249 nucleotides long. NCBI's taxonomy places the organism in Eukaryota, Viridiplantae, Streptophyta, Magnoliopsida, Lamiales, Oleaceae. The record is from the annotation of a GenBank genome assembly.
AUGGCAUUUUUUAUUGAUCUGAACGAGACGCCGAUUACCUCACCCCGCGAAGCUGAGGGGGGUCCGUCAGGUGGAAUUUUGGUCUGCGCAGUUUGUAAGAAGGGGGUUCCGGGCGGGAGACGUAAUGGGCCUGCGUCAGAGGAGUGGAAGUGCUUUAGGUGUUUGCUGAAGAGUGGUGGAAGUGUCGGCGGCGGCAGUGGUAGUGGUGUGGGGCUUUUAGAUAUCAAUGCUUCGCCGCCACGGGAGGCGGAGGCCGAAGUGGAGCGGAAUUUUGUGCACCUAACUGAUCGCGUGGCUGCGACUGCAAGGCAGAACAGGGAGCGGAAUCACGGUGGCACUAACAAAAUACAGGCUUUGCUUGAUACUUAUUUUUCUGGCCAUCGAAUCAAAACUACAUUUUCAAGUAAUUUGUGUGUGGACAAGGGAUAUAAUCUUCUGAAGAGCUCGUGGGCUGCCACAGGUACUGCUAAAUUGGGUUUCGAAGACGCGGUGAAGCGGAGAAUGCAUUUCGAAGGCAAUUCAGAUAAAGUUCAUCUUGGAUCCACAUUUGAUGGGAGUCUUCUGACUAGUCAUUUUGACUCAUUCAACUCUCUUCAAAGUUCAAACAUGGUAUAUCUGCAAACUCUCAGAGAAUAUAUCUCUAAAAGGAAUGGUGUCCUGGGAGAAGGUUGGUGUGUCGAAUUCGAGUACUGUGAAAGAAGUUGCAAAACCUCUGCUGUUUAUAUUGCCCCAGAUGGAAGUAGGCUCAAAUCUAUGGAUGAUGUUGCUUGUCAUUUAGGAUUGCCACCAAGAUAUCAUUGUGUAGAGAAUGAAAAUCGUUACAAUGAAUCGCAAAAUGGGUUACAAAAUGAUCCAGCAACGCAUGAAAUUUCUGGGUCUCUGACAGCCAGAAGUUGUGGACCAAGUCAGAGUACACUGAGGAGCAGUAAUUGCAGGGGUUUCUUGUCAAGCUCAGGGACCAAGGAUAGCCUUGAUAUGAAUAAUAGCAAGAGCAUGCGGGGACUUGGUUUUGCUGAAGAUGGUGGCCCUGGAAUAUGUGGAAUUCAUGAUGGGUUCCCAAUGCAGUUUGAGGAUUUUUAUCUUAUUUCAGCUGGCAAUGUUGAUUCACGGCCAUCAUACCACACUAUUAGCCAGAUCUGGCCUGUAGGUUACAAAUCCAUCUGGCAUGAUAAAAUUACUGGGUCUCUUUUUGUAUGUGAGGUAGCAGAUGGAGGUGAGUCUGGCCCAAUUUUUAAGGUUCAUAGAUAUCCUUGCACCACACAGUACAUCCCCAUCGGUUCAACUAUCCUCUCAAGGCCGAAACUUGGUUCUUGUGAAGGGGAAGACAAAAUGAAGAAAGAUGAUCCGGCCAUAUACCAGGCGAUCGAUGAUGAAAGUACUUUUAUACAAAUGAUGCUAAAUGAAGAUGUCCCUCCAUGUUUAAAUUAUGAAACUUCAACUUCAAAUAGAGCAAAUGAAUUUUGUCAUUCCCAAGAAGCGAAUUUUUCAAUGUUGGAGCUAGAACGCCUUCCUCAGAUGUCUGGAAAUUUAGCAAUUUCCAUCUCAGGACUCAAAGAUGUCAUUGGAGAAUUCCAAGUGGAGGGAAUAUCUUCAUCAUCUGUUUGGGAAAUGGUCUCCGAUUCUUUUCUCUGUGCUUAUAAGGAGAAAUAUAAACAAAAUGGCGCAGUUCAGUUUUUUUGUAGUCAUGAUGCAGAUGGUACAGAUACUCAAUAUUUGGAGAACAUCGAUUCAUUGUCCAAAUUUUCUUCUUUGGCUGGCCCUAUCCAGAUCCCGCAAUCAAUUCGGAGUGAUAAUGAGUUAAAUACAGCUUGUGGAAUGCUGAUGACGUGGUUAAAACAGGAUAGGUUUGGACUGGAUGCAGAAUUUGUUCAGGAAAUCAUAGAACUGCUUCCUGGAUUUCCUGCAUGUUCAGGAUAUGUAACUUUGAACGAUAGAAAGCAUAUUUCAAACCUACAAACGGUUGGGAGUGGAUUCCUCCAGGCUAAAAAGAAGAGUGACACACUAGGUGAGAGGGAAUCAGUCUCUUCCGUUGGAAGUUCGAAGAGACCUAAAUUGCAAUUAGAUUAUUCAGAAGACAAGGCGAUGCUGGAUCAUUGUCCUCCAGGCAAGCCACUUAGCUCAAGGCUUCCUGCAUAUUUAAUGGGUGACGCUCUGCAGGUUUGGGAACUCUCGUGGCAUUUCAUAGAAGUUUUGGGGACUGGAGAUCCAUUUUCUUUUCAGGAACUUGAAUCAGAACUCAUAAACCCAUGGUUAGACAGUCUUUAUCAGCUAGAAAAUUCUGGAAAUGAAACUCAGGAUACUGGAGAUGCCACCCCCUAUGUAAGAGACGGGGAGGUCUCUCAAGGCAGAGUUGCUUGUCUUAGCAGAUGUACUGGUCAGAUUCUGGCUAAGACUCAUGUCUCACUUCUGAAACUGCUUUCUAGUGCAUUGUUGUCGAAAGUCGUACUAUAUGUAAGUUCCAAGUUUGAUUCUGGAGAAUCUAAAUCAAGACGAGGCAGGAAGAAAGAUUCGGAUGGUUUGGCUGCUUCGACAAAAUUGAAGCUUGAUGCUCUUCCAGUCAAUGCACUUACUUGGCCUGAAAUUGCCCGUAGAUACAUUUUGGCUGUGUUGUCCAUGGAUGGUAAUCUUGAUUCUGCAGAGAUUGCUAGCCGUGAGAGCGGGAAAGUUUUCCAUUGCUUACAAGGUGAUGGUGGGACACUUUGUGGGUCUUUUACAGGCAUGGAAGGAUUGGAGGCAGAUGCAGUGAUUCUUGGAGACACCAUGAAGCAAAUAUUUGGAUCAUUGAAGAGUGAAAGUGAGGUUAUUAGCAUAUAUGAGAAAGAGACUGAUCCAGAUGGUGCUUCUAAAAUGAUUGAGUUGAAUGACGGCACAAUCCCUGAAUGGGUACGAGUUCUGGAACCUGUGAGAAAGUUACCCACAAAUGUGGGAGCCCGGAUUAGAAGGUGUGUAAAUGAAGCUUUAGAGAGAAAUCCACCUGAAUGGGCUAAGAUAAGAUUGGAGCAGUCUAUCAGUAAAGAAGUGUAUAAGGGUAAUGCUUCAGGGCCAACUAAGAGAGCAGUUAUCUCAGUUCUGGACAAUGUUGGCAGUGGAAUUCUGCAGCAGAAGCCUGAGAAGAAAGAAAAGGUGAAGAGUACGACUAGUUUGUCUGAUCUGAUCAUGAAACAAUGUCGCAUUGUGCUACGCUGUGCUGCUGCUGCAGAUGAAGAUGAAGUCUUCUGCAAUCUCUUGGGAAAAACAUUUCUGAAUCCCGAUGAUGAUGAUGAGGGACUUCUUGGCUAUCCUGCAAUGGUGUCUCGUCCCCUAGACUUCAGGACUAUUGAUCUUAGAUUGGCUUUUGGGUCUUACUGUGGUUCACAUGAAGCAUUUAUUGAUGAUGUUCGGCAGGUUUGGCAUAACAUACGAACUGCAUAUGGGGAACGAUCUGAUUUGAGUGACUUGGUUGAUAGUUUGUCCCAAAAAUUUGAAGAUUUAUACGAGAAAGAGGUUCUUGCCCUAGUCCACAAAAUUGCGGAGUUUGACAAUGUCAAAGGUUCAAGUGGUGAUGCUAUAAAGGAGAGAGAUGACUUGCUUGCCCAAGUAAGUGAGAUCUCACUUCCUAGAGCUCCUUGGGACGAGGGAAUCUGCAAGGUGUGUGGCAUGGAUAAAGAUGAUGACAACGUUCUACUAUGUGAUAGAUGUGACUCCGAGUAUCACAGAUAUUGCUUGAACCCUCCACUUCUAAGAAUUCCUGAAGGGAACUGGUAUUGCCCUUCUUGUGUUGCUGGUCAAUCUACCUCUUGGACAGUAGGCUAUGGUUCAGUUGUUAACCAAUUUCGUAAAAGAAGACAUCAUGGAGAAUUCACACAUAAGUUUUUGGAAAAGUUGGCUCAAUUAGCAAACCUGAUGACGAUAAGAGAAUAUUGGGACUUUUCAGUGGAGGAGAGAAUUUUCUUGAUGAAAUUCUUGUUUGAUGAGGCAUUGAAUUCUGCUACCAUUCAUGACCAUAUAGAUCAGUGUGCCUCUCGGAACACUGAGUUGCUUCAGAAACUGCGUUCCCUCACCUCUGAAUGGAAAUUGCUGAAAUCUAAGGAAGAAAUGUCGGCUGCAAAUACUGAGAAAGUAAACACUAGUAUAGGCAACGGGUGUGGAGAUUUGGAGUCAGAGGCAUUGACUUCUGUGGUUGGUAAUGAAAAUUACAUGGAAAAACCAUCCGAAAUAGGCAGCCAUAUCUCGUCCUCUGGUGGUUUCAUGCAGCAGGAAAAUGUCCCAAAUGUUCAUGGACAGAGUGAUUACAGCAACCAGCCUAGUUGGCCUCCUUCAAGAAGCAUUUUGGAAACGAAUUCUACUAUCCGUAGUGAUCAAAUUAUAAAAGAUCCUGGUGCAUUAAGCCACCAUUUGCAGUAUCAACAGCCUCGAAGCGAGCACACUCAAAAUGAUGAUCGUGAUGCACAUUUAAGUCUGAAAAAUGAGCUACCCAUGUCUGCUCAGCAACAGACAAGUGUCCAAAAGAAUGAUAUUUCUCGUUUGCAGGGCUCAAUUGCUUCAAUAGAAUUGGAACUUCUUAAAGGAUCUCUUCGAAAGCAUUUCUUGGGACGAGAUUCUAAUGGCAGAGUUUACUGGGGAUUUUCCUGGCCUGGAACUCGUUCAUGUAUAGUAGCUAACGGGAGCUUGGCUUCCAAAAAGAGAUCUCCUGAGGAGUUCGGUGACAUUCCUGAUUCUGCGACAUGGAUGUCUUAUGAAUCUCACGGUGAAAUUGAAAAAUUAGUUGGAUGGCUGAGGGAAGAUAAAAUGAGUGAGAGAAAAUUGAAAGAGGCUAUUGUACAGUGGCAAAAUAAUGAGUUCGAAUACUCAAAUUAUGCUGAAAAGCAUGUCCUUAACAGGGGAGAAUCAAGCAUUUUCAGAAGAAUAGCUUUACCUGCUGAUUUUCCAGCUACAAAGGCUAUGGCUGCUUUAAAAAUGAAAUUUGGUCCUUGCUUAGAGACCAUUGAUGUCCAUACAAAUCUCACUCCUGGAGUCCGUCUGGACAAAAUGUGUAGAUGUGAAUGCCUUGAGUUAUUGUGGCCUUCUAGAGAGCAUUGCCUCUCUUGUCACCAAAGUUUUGCAACCAGCGAGGAGUCGAGAAAGCAUUCUGUGGAAAAGUGCAAAACACGGGCCUUUGACUUGAAGAGAGGCCAGAGUACUGAAGAUUCCUUAAAGCGCAAGAAGAUGAAGAAUGUAAUGCCACAGGACAAUUUUUCUGGUAAUAUGACUGUUCAAAACUCUGCGAGUGAGGGACACUAUGAUGGAUCUCGUCCUGUUGAUCAUCUUAAUAAACUCGAGUGUCCAUUUAAUUUUGAGGAGAUUAAAGCUAGGUUCAACACUCAAAACUCACUCAAGGAAUUAGUUAAGGACAUAGGAUUGAUUGGUUCAGGGGGCAAACCAUCCUUUCUACCAAUCGAGUCUUCUUAUCUUGGUGAUCCUGCUCUAAGAUUAGUCCCCGCUAAGGGAAAUGAAGUUAGUUCAAAAAAAAGGCCAGCAGAUUUCGGAAGUUGGCUGCAAAGAUCGGGUAACAAACCUGGCAUUAUGGAUUGUAUGAAGAACAGUAAGAAAUCAAUUAGCUUAGCAAGAAGUGCUAAAAAUGACUUGGGUGAGGGUUCUAAAGUUGCAAGGGUGAAAUCAGUAUUUGUUAAUGAGAAGGAUGAAGGUUCAUCUAUAAAGGUUAAAAGGCCAGCAUUUGGGGUCGUAUCAGUAUCCAAGGGCAGUAUAGCUCCUGAAGCCUCAAGAAAACCUUUAGGAGGCAAAGCUUCUGAAAUUUUAAGGUGUCUAAAAAUCAACUUGCUCGAUAUGGACGCUGCUCUACCUGAAGAGGCUUUAAGGGCGUCGAGGUCAGAUCUAGACAGGAGAUGUGCAUGGCGUGCAUUUGUUAAAUCAGCUGAAACCAUUUAUCAGAUGAUUUUAGCGUCAAUCGCACUUGAGGACACUAUUAAAAGUGAGUACUUGAAAAAUAAUUGGUGGUUUUGGUCGUCUCCUUCUACUGCUGCUAAGACCUCCACAGUCUCUGGCCUUGCUCUACGCAUAUAUGCGCUCGAUUCUGCCAUUUUUUAUGAAAAACCUUCUUCUGAAAGUGCAACAGAUAUUCCAAUGCCAGAUUGCAUAGCAGGUAAUGAAACAGCUCGUGAUUCAAUUCCAAGGCCCAACAGUCCAUCAAUGCAACCCAGUUCAAAUGCUAUUGAAAACCCAAGAAUCACCAGGAGUAGAACAAUCAAGAAGAGAAAAGAGUCAAGUGCUUGA